AUGUUUCGCACCGGCAUGGUUAGAACUCUUCAAAGGAGAGCAAACUUUAGCUCGCUAGAUACAGAACGGAAUGACAUUCUACGGAAAAUAUACGCACCGUUCGCGAAGCUGACCAAGGAUUCACCUGAGUAUAAUGCUCUGGCAGAAUCAGGAACGGUCUGGGAGGAGUAUUUCCAGCCUGGAGAUAGUGAGCGGUAUGGGUAUUUGAAACUACAAAAGUUGUACACGCCUCUGCUAGAAGGUAUCGAUGCACAGAGAGCCUGUAUAUGGACUCCAAGAAGCAGAAUGUUUCACAGUCUCAUCGCGGGAUACGCCCACCAAUCCGUCUUUAUCGAGAACAACAAGCUUCUGCUAGAACACAGCCAGAUCAUGGACAAACACCUCAAAAACGUUUUUCCUGAUCUUGCUAUGCCAGCUAGCAGCCUCUCUCAAAUAGCACUCCCCGAAGCUCACUGUCUGUUGCCCAACGAGGAUGCUAGCCAGGUAGCAGAGUUGCGCAAUCAUAUCGUUGCAUCUCGCUGGGUUACAGAUGCUGCGUUACGCAAUCUUAAAACGGCAGGGCUUUUUGAAGAUGAAAUUCGAUCACUUUCAGCUCUUCUUCUCAGAGACACCACUGGUGAGAAGCUCUACAAGUCGGGAUGGGGAGGAAAAACCACACUCGGAGAUUACCGACCAACGCCGAUACAGGUAAAGAGCAAUCCUCUUACCAUAUUCCCAUAUCAUCUCGAGGUUCCAGCAUGCAUGCGGCGCUUCAUACAGUGGCGCGAUAGAGUUACUCGGGAGAAACGCCUCCACCCGCUUAUUGUAGCCUGUCAGGCAACUGUGUACUUUUUGCAUAUACAUCCCUUCUUUGACGGCAACGGUCGAGUGUCUCGACUGUUGAUGCAAGAUUACAUGAUUCGACACGGCUAUGCCCCGGUGGUGAUAAAGGACCUAGAUCGUGAAGAUUGGAGGAAUUAA
Trichoderma virens Gv29-8 is the source of this 960-nucleotide messenger RNA. RefSeq lists its product as uncharacterized. Bases 1 to 960 code for a protein of 319 amino acids. The record is from RefSeq and is a predicted model, not a curated record. The transcript is spliced from 3 exons. Lineage: Eukaryota; Fungi; Ascomycota; Sordariomycetes; Hypocreales; Hypocreaceae.